Molecule: messenger RNA, 746 nt
Organism: Coregonus clupeaformis (lake whitefish)
Lineage: Eukaryota; Metazoa; Chordata; Actinopteri; Salmoniformes; Salmonidae
Gene: commd2
Product: COMM domain containing 2
Exons: 5
Coding region: 138-740 (200 amino acids)
Source: RefSeq, a predicted model, not a curated record
CCCCUGUAGAACUGGAUCCUGGUGGUCAUGUGAUUUUGAUCAGCCUAGCUAGCUAACUGAUAGAAGUCAACGUUUCAUUCUGUAGUAGGUACAUUUGUCGACUUUGCACAAUAAGCGUUAGACUAUAAUUUAUAAUAAUGCGGUUGGUGUUAUCUGAUGAACAUAAGGAGCACCUGGGGUUUCUGCCAGAGGUGGACUCUGCGGUGGUUGGUGAAUUUGGACGAAUAGCGGUCGAGUUCCUGCGAAAGGGAACAAACCCUAAGAUCUAUGAGGGGGCUGCCAGGAAGCUGAGUGUUGACGCAGAGACCGUACAGCAUGGCGUGGAGGGGAUCAUGUACCUGCUCACCGAGAGCUCCAAACUCAUGAUCUCUGAGGUGGACUUUCAGGACUCAGUGCUGGUGCUGGGCUUCACCGAGGAGCUGAACCAGCUGCUGCUGCAGCUCUACCUGGACCACAGGAAGGAGAUCCGACACAUCCUCAGUGAACUCACCCCCUCACUGCCACACUACCACAACCUGGAGUGGAGGCUGGAUGUGCUGCUGGCCAGUCGUGCCCUCCGGCAGCAGAUAAAGCCUACAGUGAGUAUGAAGCUGCACCUGGGGGAGAGUGGCGGUGAGAAGAGUGUUAAGGUGCUACAGACUGACCCUGCCACCCUGAUGCACCUCAUCCAGGAGCUGGAGAAAGCUCUGGCUGAGCUCAAGACCACCCAUUGCCGCAGGAUCCUGCGCAACAUCAAAUAGGGUCCC